ACCAAACCAAACCAAACCAAACCAUUUCGCAAUCUCGCAAGCGACGCAGCCGCCUCCACCACCAGGAACCAGACCGCGCACGCCUCCUUAGCUCGAGCCCAGACCGGAGCCCUGUUCCGCCGUGGAUCGCUGGAGGAGAGGACCACCGGCCGGAUCCCGACGGGCCAGAUGGUGGGCGACCCCCGCGGCGGGGGCGAGUAGCACGGCUGCGAUCGGCGGCGGACGGAUCGGCGGCGCCGCAAGGCGGCGGGGGCCACCAUGUCUGCCGUAGUGUGCGGCAAGAGGUCCUCCAUCUUCGCCGACGAGCUCAUCCCUUCCUCUCCGCCUUCCCCUCCCCACCACCACCCUUCCAAGCGGGCCCGCUGCUCCCCGGCCCGCGCCUUCGACGACGCCGCCGCGGCCCACCGGCGGGAGGCGCUGCUCCACCACCUUCGCUCCCUCUUCCCUCACAUGGAUCCCCAGUUGCUUGAAAGAGCUCUUGAAGCAUCUGGAGAUGAUUUGGAUUUUGCAAUAAGGAGUUUGAAUGACCUGCGCCUGGAGUCAGCUGAGGCUAUCUUUUCAGCUGCUGUUGGUGAACCUGAGAAUGGCCUGUCAACAGCCCUUAAGUUAACGGCUGAAGGUAAUGGCCAAUUGGAUGCUAUUAGUGGAAAUCCACCUGCGACAGAUAAUUGUCAGACAAAUCACCAUAGCUCUGAAUGGGUUGAGCUAUUUGUUAGAGAGAUGAUGAGCGCCUCUGACAUAAAUGAUGCACGGGCUCGUGCAUCAAGAGCUUUGGAGGUUAUUGAAAAGUCCAUCAUGGAGCGGACAGGAGCCGAGGCAGUGCAAAACUUGCACAAGGAAAAUACGAUGCUAAAGGAGCAAUUAGCAAUAGCUCUUCGAGAGAAUGCUGUUCUGAAGCGGGGGGUUGCAAUCCAACAUGAGCGCCAAAAAGAGUUUGAUGAUAAGACACAGGAGGUUCACAACCUAAAGCAAUUGAUUUUGCAGUAUCAGGAACAACUAAAGACUCUCGAGAUCAAUAAUUAUGCACUUAGGAUGCAUCUACAGCAGGCUCAGCAGAACAGUUCAAUGCCCGGGCGUUUCCACCCUGAUGUUUGCUGAUAAGCUUUCCAUCCUGAUGUCAGAACAGUAUUUUUGUGUGACCUGAAGUGUGAGGAUAGUGUAUUGCUAUCAGACCUAAACUACAAGGAUCGAUGAAAAAUAGCGUGUUGAUGUUUAUUUCCGUGUGACAUUGAAUCUUUACGUUUGUUCAUUUUCUGAAAGAUGAUUGUAUCAGAAUCUCUUGUUUA
Molecule: messenger RNA, 1286 nt
Organism: Triticum aestivum (bread wheat)
Lineage: Eukaryota; Viridiplantae; Streptophyta; Magnoliopsida; Poales; Poaceae
Exons: 5
Coding region: 259-1098 (279 amino acids)
Molecular function (GO): ubiquitin binding
Source: RefSeq, a predicted model, not a curated record